AUGGCGCCCACGGGGGCUCUGCUGGCCCCCCUGGCAGUGCCUCCUUCGACCAGCUUCUGGGCAGUGAAGUGUGCGCCCGGCUUCACCUGCGUUUCGAAGCUGACGUCCUUCCCCUUGGGCCACGAUGGCGUUUACCACCACCCGCACGGCAUCAAAUCGAUGGAACCCUCGGACCCCGAUCGCUUCCGCGACUGGUUGCAGACCUAUGAGGUCGGCUGCCCAGCGAGGGGGCAGAUGAGCGAGGCUGGGAAGUGCAAGGACAAUGGCGAGCCUGUUGAAGAGCAGGGCCUCUGCUAUUCCACGGUGGGCUUCGAGGGAGGGCCUGACGCGCCCUGCCAGGAGCCGGACGAGUGCCUUUGUGUGAAGGCUCAGACGCCCCGGGGCAAACUUGCCUUGGGCUUCCGGAACCUCGAGAAUGAAGAGGGCAAGGAGUUGCUCAGCGGCACCUACCAAGUCCAGGAAGUCACCAAAUGCGGCACUUGUGAAGAUUUGAGCUUCGACCGCAAACACUGCGAAGAAUGCCAGAACUGCGAGUUCAAGACGAAGACUAUGGAAGGAGAGCUGGUUGAGGGCUGCUGGCCCCGGGACGGUGGAUCGGCGCGGCGGAAGCAUCUUCAUGGUGAGGCCGAGCGGAUCUACUUGCACGAUCUGCCCGCUGAGCUGAAGGACUUGUCCAUCGUGCCCCACUACAGUGCGUGGGAUCCCGGUGAGAAGGUGGAUCCCGUCGCAGACGAG
Molecule: messenger RNA, 735 nt
Organism: Symbiodinium sp. CCMP2456
Lineage: Eukaryota; Dinophyceae; Suessiales; Symbiodiniaceae
Source: the annotation of a GenBank genome assembly